AUGUCAGAGGCUGCUCGCUGGAAAGCCACGGUGUUUGUGGGCGGUCUGUCAUCUGUCGUGACCACAACUCACUUACUCGAUGCUUUUAUUCCAUUUGGAGAAAUCGUUGAGGUGCAGCUUCCCAAGCCCGACUCACGAAAGUCUACGGAUGCUCACCGUGGCUUUGCAUACGUUGAAUACGAGGACCCAGAAGAUGCCAAAGAAGCCAUCGAUAAUAUGGACCAGUCAGAGUUCUUUGGCAAAAUCUUAAAAGUAUCCCAUGCAAAAGCCCCCAAGAGCGCGGAUGAAGGCCUAGGCAGCAGGAAAGCCGUCUGGGAACAGGAAGGUUGGUUGGCGGAGCAUGCCGCGGAAGAACAGACUGGAGCUUUGGGAGGUGAUGAACUAGCUGCCAAUAGUUCCGCAGCCGAUCCUAUGCAAGGUUUGGAAGGGUUGGAUGUAGCUGGGCCGAAACCAGUGUGA
Metarhizium brunneum ARSEF 3297 is the source of this 459-nucleotide messenger RNA. It is a transcript of the gene Ppie, whose product is annotated as Peptidyl-prolyl cis-trans isomerase E. The record is from RefSeq and is a predicted model, not a curated record. NCBI's taxonomy places the organism in Eukaryota, Fungi, Ascomycota, Sordariomycetes, Hypocreales, Clavicipitaceae. Gene Ontology annotation, molecular function: RNA binding.